Felis catus (domestic cat) is the source of this 948-nucleotide messenger RNA. Its product is annotated as antileukoproteinase-like. The transcript is spliced from 4 exons. Gene Ontology annotation, cellular component: extracellular region. Gene Ontology annotation, biological process: antibacterial humoral response; innate immune response. The record is from RefSeq and is a predicted model, not a curated record. Bases 128 to 730 code for a protein of 200 amino acids. Gene Ontology annotation, molecular function: peptidase inhibitor activity. Lineage: Eukaryota; Metazoa; Chordata; Mammalia; Carnivora; Felidae.
GUCCUUCUGUUCCACCCUGUGCUCUCCCCUCGUGGCCCCUCCCCCACUCCACUCCGAAGGCCAAAGGCAGGUGGUUCCAGAAGUUUCCUGACCAGCCUGGUGACAACCCACCCCCCCUGUUCUACACAUGUCCCUUCUGGGGGAUAGAGUCAUCAAUACAGUGGAGUUCCUGUUUUCCCCUGAAUUUCCUGCUUACAAUGAGCAGCUGGGAGGGCCCAGGGCAGUUCUGGAAGGACCACACCCUCAGGCGGAGGUACAAAGGGAGAGGCUGACUCUGGCCACCACUGCCCCAUCUGCUGUCACUAUGAAACCCAGCAGCCCCAUCACCUUCACGGUGCUCCUUGCCCUUGAAAUCCUCACGCCCUGGACUGCAGAAGGUACUAGCACAGAAAAAGUUAAGAGUGGAGCCUGCCCCUUCAGACCUCAUGGCCUAUGCCUUGUGUACGAGCCCCACGAAUGCCUGAAUGACUGGGAGUGUCCAAAGGAUCAGAAAUGCUGUCCCAGCAUUUGCAGCAACAAAUGCCUGGAUCCUGUAGACCCAUCGGAGCAAGUUAAGGUCAAUCCUGGGAGGUGUCCACUGGUCAUUGGCGAGUGUAAGGAGCCCAACCCCCUAGACACCUGCCUGAAUGACAGGGACUGCCUGACCGGUCUGAAGUGCUGCAAGGGGCCAUGUGGGAAUUCAUGUGUUGAGCCACUGAAAGAUACGUUCUCACCACUUCAACAAGAUUAGGACUUCCUGGUACGUGUGGUUGGAGGAUUCCUUUUCUCCCCAAACCAGAGAAAGAGGAAAGUGCCUUGAUGAAUGUGUGGCUUUGGGACCAACACCUCCAGGGGCCUAAGGUCGGGCUUGGUUUAUCUGCGUGUGCCCAGCAGCCAAUGUGAGGCUUGGCACACAAGAGGGAAAUGUCUACUGGUUCUUGAAAAAAUAAAUACACUGUUUUCUCUGCA